Messenger RNA from Clonostachys solani, 768 nucleotides. The record is from the annotation of a GenBank genome assembly. NCBI's taxonomy places the organism in Eukaryota, Fungi, Ascomycota, Sordariomycetes, Hypocreales, Bionectriaceae.
AUGUCAUCUUUAUCUCACGAAGAGAGCAUGCAAUUCCUUGCGCACAUACAACCCACACCCAUACCCGGAGAGCCGGAACGAUACCGUGUUACAGACAAGACCGUUGGCAAGCCCACGGGCGUCUGCCCAUUUCGGCCACUGAAUUUCUGGUUUCGAACUCGUCUCGUAUACGCAUUCGGACAUCCUCUUAGUCAUAGAACGCCCAACGUUUACUUUCUCCAUUUGCAGCCUCCAUCGGCCUUCACCAGGUUUCUGCUACGUCUGCUUCAGUCUUUCCCCCCAUUGAUCAGCUCAUGGAAGGGUACAGACGUUGGCUAUGGGGAUGACAAGGAGUUUGAACAACUCUUUGAAGCGGAGCACCAAGCAUAUAACCGGCUAAGGCCUAUCCAGGGUUUGACGGUCCCCAGGUGCUAUGGAUUGACGCUUUUUGGUGGCAGAAAAGCUUUGAUUUUACAGCAUUUUCGUGGGGACACUCUAGAGAAACCGGAGGCGGCCACUUUGUCUUUUAGCGAGAGCAAAAGACUCCUCGGCGAUUUCUUCAAGGAGAUGGCAGACCAUGGAGCAGUUCAAGAAGAUGCAGAUAUCUCCAACUUCAUACUGGAUCCAGACGAGAGAAGCAUCAUGGCCGUGGAUUUAGAGUAUGUCACCUUUCCAAGCACCUCAGAGGAUAUAGAGUACCUCUCUCUCUCGUCCAUGCAGACCACACUGGAAAACUACCUCGGCAGACAACGAUUCCUGAGAAGUGAGGGCUACCUCGAAGCAGCCUAG